AUGACUUCUCAAAUUGUGCACCACUCCAUACAGUACACCGCGUUCGAUGUGCUGUCAAAAAUUCUUAACGUAAUGAAAACAGAUUCUCUCUUCGAGUUGUUGCAACUCAACCAAGCUUAUUCCAGCCAAGACCAAGAGUAUGAGAAAAAUGAAUUUUACGGAGACUCGUAUUUGGAAGAACGGGUUUCCUCUCUUGUCUUAAAAUUUUUGAGAAAGUACGAACAAAUACCAUUUGAAAUGUACAGCGGACUUCGGAUACACACCGUCAAAAAUCAGACCCUUGGUGAAAUAUUUGACUCGCUUCAUUUAGGCGAUGCGAAGACGUUCGAAAAGAAGAAGAAAGGCGAUUUAGUUGAAAGUAUUAUCGGCGGGUGUGUAUUGCUCUCCCAACGAGAAGACGCAACACUCUUUUUGUUGUACGCACACGCACUCAUUGAUUACACUUUUUAUCACUCGUCUUACAAUUACUUUCUUUCAAACCCACCGAAGCACGUGAAAGAAAAUGUCGUCAGUGAUAUUCAAGACUGGUUCAAAAAUCAGUUAAGCUUCUAUAGGAGCUCUCUUGAGAAGUAUCAGAACGACCCAGAGAAUUUCUACUUGGAAGAGCAACACGUCUCUGUAGACCUGUUUGAUGAACGAGACCUUGACGUGAACGACAUCGACUACAUACUCAACAGCACCGAACCUCUUGAUUUCGGCAUCCCGCAGGAGCAGACCCAAGAUGUCCAAACUUUCUUUGUGUAA
Molecule: messenger RNA, 744 nt
Organism: Entamoeba invadens IP1
Lineage: Eukaryota; Evosea; Mastigamoebida; Endamoebidae
Exons: 2
Coding region: 1-744 (247 amino acids)
Biological process (GO): RNA processing
Molecular function (GO): ribonuclease III activity
Source: RefSeq, a predicted model, not a curated record